Messenger RNA from Acaulospora colombiana, 8287 nucleotides. NCBI's taxonomy places the organism in Eukaryota, Fungi, Glomeromycota, Glomeromycetes, Diversisporales, Acaulosporaceae. The record is from the annotation of a GenBank genome assembly.
CUUUUUAAUGUCACCUCAAAUGUCCCAAACUCUCGGUGGAUUUCUUGUUGACGACAGCAAGGAAUUUGGAAAAGUCAAUAAUUUCAAACUUGACGGAACAUAUCAAUACUAUAGCUCCGUGGAUCCUAAUCAUCUGGAAUCUCUGUCUCUUACAAUAAAGGGCAAGGAAGUUAAUAUAAAAUUGUUUGGAUUUGUCAUUAGAUAUUUUAUUAUAUUGCAACAAAAUUAUUUUGGUAUUUUCAUCAAUUUUAUGACGUUGAAGGAAUUUCUUGACAAGCACGAUCCCAAGCGGGCGGAGAAAUCAUUGAAUUUACUUUCUGAGGCCAACAAGGCAUCCGUUGAUCCCUUUGAAGUUUACAUGACAAUGAUUGUCGAAGAUGGCACCAUAAUACUCCCUGAGAAUUUAUAUAAUUGCAAUCAAUCUUCCACGAUGCAUUUUCACGAGCUUCAAGUAGAUCUUAGAAAUUUGGAUGUCUAUAUGGAUAUGGAUGUGACCUUUGGUCCCAUAACGUGGUUGCUAAAUACAGAGAAUACCGUCAAGAAGUCUACAUUAAAAUCAAGAUCUUCCAGAGACCAGAAUCUAAAUGUAUACGCACACCGUUUGUACGGUCCAUUACCUAAAACUGCUACCUAUGUUUGUAAUUGGGACAUUAAUGUGGGCGCCAUUUCUGGACAAUUGAAACCGUCAUUUCUAUUGAGCGCAACUUCGUUCGGUAAGGCGUUUGGUUAUCACUUCGUCGAUGACGAGAAUGCAUUGCCCGCCAUGUAUGUCGUUCCCCUUGACCCGGAUGUAACAUUUUUGAACGUAAACAUCAAGGAAAUUGACAUUUCUGUGAGGGGACGUGAUAGUGCUACUCAAAUUCUUCUCAAGGAGGGAUUGAGCAUAAAGUUUGACGAUCUUGCCAAUGAAAGAUUCACAUCAAAAGUUGCUCUUAAUUUGCCCGUCAUAAUUGUUAGAAGCUUAGCGUUAUCUUCAGGACCUUCAUUCACGAGCAAUUUCGAUUAUUCCACGGAACCUGAAAUUCAUCCUUGGGUAGAAGUUGCAAGCCUCGAGUGUUCAUUUGAUGCUACUCUGUUCAGAACAACAUCAGGGUGGAAGAAAAGAGUUGAAGAUCAACAAACAUAUAUACGGGAGCAGGAUCAAGAAACCUUGCGAGUGCCUUUCCUGUACGGAUCCAACGCUAACUCCCAAGGAGAUCAAUUUGAUUCAAACGGUCAUCACUUUGGCUCACUCUACGUUCCCCCCAUGCCAACCCCAUUACCGGCCGAUACUGACGCUGCAUCCGUCUUGUACAAUGAGAGCAGAAAUUCAUCAUUUGUGGAUAUUUCGAGCAAUCCCAAGAGGAAGUUUCAUGAAUUCCUUGGUCGCAACUAUGAUUCCGAUCAAGAAUAUGACGAUUUGUCGACUCGAGUCGAUGAUGACAGUAUUUCCAUCACAGGAUCAGGUCUUAGCAUUUCAAACACCUCGUUUCACACUGCAUCUGACGGAGAUGAUCUUUCGGAUAGCGACGAUAGCCACGAAACUAUUAGGGACACCGUAAUAUUUAGCAGAGAUUCCGACAAUGGUUCCGACGAAAGUGAGCAAGAACGAUCACCCGACAUUGACGCGCAUCAGCUGAUGUCAUCUCCAAUUUCAAGGUCGAUUCCUUACGGAAGUUAUCUAAGACGGUAUAGAGUGAUUCAUAGUAAAACGUUUGCCGCUUCGUUCGCAAGUUCAUUUCUUGGUCCACCUCGCAUGUCAUUUGUCUCGUCCAAGCAAAAGGUUGAUGAAAGUGAGGAAAAAGUUACCAUCGUGUUUGAAACAAAAAGGACCAUUAAAGUGGUAUUGACCCCUGUCUUUUUGAAAAUUAUUGAAGAGGUCUUGGAAGCCAUUAAAGACGAGACUUGGGAUAUCGAGGCAAUGCUGGACAUGAUGCAGAGGGAUCAUGUCGGUGAACUUACCCGAAAAUUUCUCUUUAAAUACACGACGACGAGGUUUACUGCUUCAAUACCUCGAGUUCACUUACAAUUCAUACAAGAUGUUUUACUUCCUGAUGAUUUAAACACCACAAACGAAGAGCAUCCUGGAGUCAGGACGAGAUAUGAUCCAACAGACACUACGUUAUGCGCGGUUGCGGAUCUCAUUUUAGAUCGGUGCCAAAUUUCGGUGAUGGUAAAAUUGGUGGAUGAAAACUUUAAAAAUAAGUCAGAUAGAACUUCGCCUUCCUUUAAACUAACAGAAUCCAAACUUAUCUUGGAUUUUGAUUCGCUAAAACUCAACGUGCGUUUCGUCACUGGUUCAAAUUCACUUGGCAUUUUUGGGAUACCAGAGUCCGUGCACCGAUUUGGAGAAACGGGUGUAUCAACAUCAGACUUGUUAAAUAAUGAGCCGGUUGUAUUGGAUCUAUCCUUGGAUGAUUUGAAGUUAAGAUGGAUGGGGCGUACGCAACCAAAUCAUUUCUCAUUCGACAUGGAUUCUUUUGAGGGAAUUUUUAUAAGUCAAUCUGCCGAAAUAUUGACUGGUGCAAUAUACUGGUGGUUGGUUUUUGCGGAGGAUCUUUCAAACAUAUUAAAAAAUUUUCAAAAACAUCAUAGACAACAACUACAAUAUUUAAUUUAUAGCAUCGCACAAUAUUCUGAUAUCAAUUCUAUUGAAAGUGAUCCACACUAUCUAACAAGGCCAUCUCACGUGCUUAGAUUGGGCGCGGCAAAAUUAAAGAAUGACAAUGGAUGGAAAAUCCUAGGUCGAGUGAGACACAUCAAAAGACUUAUGGAACGGGAAAGGCUGAAAAGACUGCAGAUCGCCCUGAAAACUGAAACGCGGUUAUUUUCGAUGGAUCGUAAUGAAAUGUAUGAACGUGUGGUUCGCAUUUUCUCCCGUUGGAGAAACUGGGAGAUGACUAAUAUGUCGGCUUGCCGAUUAUUCACCGAGCUUUUUCAACAGCCUAAUACUGGUUCUGCGCAAGUCAAUGCUGUAGAAGAGAUCUACCGAUUCUUAGUAAAAUCAAUAAAUAUUGGCCACUUCCACUUUGGCAUCAUUAGGAUAUCCGUUUGGGAAGGGAAACAAGUGAAUUCUGUGGAGUUAGGUCCAAUUAAGGUGGAUUUGGAAACUCGAUAUCAAAAGGAUAAUCUGCCUUCCGUCGAAGUCACUCGACCAAACACCGAUCCGCUUACCGAGGCCGAACCGGCCCAGGUUUCCAGUGUUAUUUCUGGAUGCCUGGAUGUCGCCUUCAGGAUUAUAAUUGAGAGGAUUGGCGUUGAUGUGAAUCCUGAUAUGCUUGCAUUUGCUAAGCACUGGUUGAAGGUAAACCGUGUGUUCACCUCCAAGUUCGAAGCAUUGUCAUCACGUAAGGAACCCGUGGGCUCUCGCGAACCGUCAUCCCCGUUAUCCGAGGUCUAUAAGCAUCGGUCUACCGCAACGAUUACCAGUUUGCAGGACCUGAAAUCCUCCAGAGAUAAAAGGCGAAAAGACGAACCAAUUUCUAAAUUUAACAUUAGAGAUUUGCUUGCACGAAUUAAUAUUUUUGGUCAAGGGAUAUUUGUGUUGAGAAUGAUUGUGGUCACUGCUUCUGCCCAUAAUUUAAUAGCGCAGACUAAGUUGACAAAUAUUAAUUUUUCUACCUGGUUCAACAACCCCAAGAUCCUCCAUUCCGUUGACAAACAGGAUCCGGAAGGCGUAUCAGUUAACAAAGGUUCUGUGCAUCCGGGUUCAAGAGGAAGCAGCGGCAAGAAUUCGAAUAUUUUGAUUUUCUCUGGCUUUGGCGGCGUUGAAGAGGUUUCGGUCAUGAUUAUAGAAAAAAUGUACACAGGAUCCAAUACCACACUAUUAUCUAUAGAGCUUUCGCGGAUUAACACUAACGUCGCGAUUGGUUCUUUGAUACCCGGGCGUCCCAAGAGUUCCGAUUUUCAUAUGGAGCUCAAUGUUUUUUUGGCACUUCAGGGAAUUGUCGUUAAGCUUCCGCAAAGUCUACUCAAACUUUAUAAUUUCUUUGAAAAGUGGAAGACCGAGAAUUUACCGAGUUAUGAUUUCUUGUACAAAAAGUUGUUAGAUGAAUGGGAGGAACAACGAAAAAUGCCGACGGCAGUUAGUCUUCGGGCUCAAGAAAAGAAUCCCAACGCCACAAAAAGUUCUCUGAGUGUCAAGUUUCAAUUUUUGAUGAAAAAAUUUUCUCUCCAGUCGCACAUGCUUCCAUCUCUCAAAUUUCAUUACGAUGCUUGGGAAUUCCUCGUUCAUUUGGAACAGAACACCACUCCUCUUGGGGGAAAUUUGAUCAAAUAUUCCGGACAAUUGGCUGGUCAAGAAGUUCAUUUUGUCACUCGUCAAAAAAAUCAAACAAAACAAAAUGAAAAAGCUUCAAACAUUAAAUUGGAAGAUCACCAAAAGGAAGCUGCAUUCCCUAUACCAGCAAUCAGAACCAUUGGUAGUGUCAAACCUUUUGAAUAUCGAAAGUUUGCGGUUGGAAAUGUUAAGAAAACAGUAAAUCCUCUGAUGCCGAAACAUCUGAAGUUAGAAUCGCUAGUGUUUUUGGAUUUCGUGAAACUAAGUCUGAAUGUUAAUAUUAUUGACAAUUUGUUGACCGCGCAAUCUCUGCUCGGCAGCGAAAUAAGUGACGCGCUCGAUGUAUUUUUAUUUUCGUCGAAAAAGAUGAAGGAACUUGGGACCGCUUCAAAAACGAUGGAUCUUUCACCCAAGGAAAUGGAUUCCUCGCGUACCAUUGAAAAAGAAAAGUUGUAUUACAACCUCAGGAUUUCCCUUAGAGGUUUAAAAAUAUCAGCGGUGAGCCCUUCGGCUGUUGGAUUUUUUGAAACGAAGACUUUAUACGGGCACAUCACAAAUGUUCCCGUUUCAGAUGUCCCGGAGUUAACAAAACUGGAAUGGAAGUUUUCUGCGCAAAACUUCUCACUGUCUCUUAAUCACAACACGGGUGUCAAAAGACAGGCUACGGGAGAUGACGACAUUCGAAGAUAUAGGAUUGCUUAUAUUGUUAUUGAUUUGGCUCUACAAAAUUUCAAGAACAGGGGCGAAAAGUCGAACAUGUCCAGCAAAAAAAUCUCAAAAAAAGCAAUGAUUCGGUUGAACACAUUGAAUCGUCGCCUAAUUGAUUUGUACGUUUACUACAGUAGCGAGUUGGUCCGUCGAAAAGAAAUGAAGGCAGCGGAAAUUAACAAAUUGGCUGAAAAUACUCGCAAAAUAUGGAGGUCGCUUAAUGUUGAAGUGCCUAAAUAUAAAUCGAGCAAUAAAUCAUUAUUAGAUGAAAAGGUUUUAUCGCUCGAGAUUACGAGGUUUGCAGUUGCCCUUCCGCUCGAUCUGCAAGAAGAACUUUUGCCAACCAACGAUGGAUCCUUUGCGAAUGCAUCACAAAUUCCAGCAUUUAUACUAUCCGCAUCCUCAAUGAAUUUCAUUACGAGAAAAUUGGAAUCUAGUCGCGCGGUUAUCAAGGAUCUAUGUCUUCAAUUCGUGAAACAAUUUGAUCAAGGAAAUGAGGAACACUUUUCUUCUCAUUCCCAUCAAAAAAUAAACCGAAUUUCACUUCCGGAAAUUUCAUUUGAAGGAAAUUCGAGUGGUGCUAAAGAAAAGAAAAGAGUGGACAUAGACUCUAGGGUUGAAGGCUUUGAAAUUGAUAUAGGCGGUGAUAUUGUUAAUCAUAUAAACAGCCUUGGUGAAAUAUACGCCGCGAGUCGAGAUCGCCUAGAAACAUUCACCGUUGAAGCAAAUUUAAGUUUAGGAUCGCAACAUCCACAGCCAAAAUCUCCAAUCAGCUCCGAAAUUCCAGAUUCACAGGCUGACACCGCAAUCUCAAAUGCUAUUAAUUUGGAUCUGGAGAUUAGAUUUACUGCUAAGAGUGGGACGAUAAAAUUAUAUUCGAAAAGUCACUUGGCCAAAAACGCAAAGAAGGUAACAAGCGUUAAGAUGUCGGACAAAUCUAAGGCAUCAUCACGUGGCUCACGAAACAGUAUUGCUCGAUUGAAUUUGGAUGGCACGUCUAAUUUCAUUUCAACAAAUUUGGACGAUAUGUCAAGAGAACAUGGCAUAGAUACCAUUAUAAUACCGGGUCUUAGUAUAAAUACCAUGUAUCGGACAAUUUUAGGACAACCUCUUUCCACAAGGGAUUCUUUAACGAAGCGCAUACAUAUAGAGCUCGUCAUUCAUCCAAGUUCAAAUACAUUAUAUCCUUCUUUGGUACCAUUUUUCAAGGACAUUAUUGAUGGCCUCAAAAUCGGUGUACAGAGGUCUAGUGACAAGAAAGCCAUAGCUGACAAUGAAAGUUCCUCUACAAUUUAUGGCAUGAAUAUUACUUGUUAUUUCAAGCUCUCACGUACAACCUUUGAACUUAGUUGCCUGCCUGUAUCAAAAGUGGGUUGCUUUCUCAACUGGGAAGAAGGAAACUUUCUUAUAUCAUCGAAUAGUGCGGAACUGGGGGGUCAAAGUUUGACAUGUGUUGGUAAAAUUAAAGGGGCCUCGGGGAAUGUCCGCCAUGCCUUUUCUCCUGAAGAUUGCUUGAAAGCUGAAACCAAGAAUAUUUCAUUCAACGCAACUCUUAUGAGUAGAAGAACCGAGAGUGUUUCUGACGAUUCGAUAUCAAUAAUUGUAGAGUUUCCCCAAAUUAUGGCUAACCUGAACAUUCGUCAUUUGCAAGAUUUGUUGCUUUUAAAGACAACCUGGUUUGAUCAGGCCACAAAGCUGUAUGAAGAGAGCGUUUUGCAGUCAUCCCGUUCAGUAGGUAUCGAAUACGACAGGCAUGCAUCAUCUUCAUCUUCACCUGUACCCACGCAAGAAGAGGAAACCAAUGUCAAACCAUAUUCAGUUUAUGUACUGAUGAGACUGAAACAGUUGGAUCUAUCCAGCGAUUUAGGUCAGGCGAUUGGAAGGAUGCGCUUUAAUACCCAAAAUAUACAAGUACGCACGAAAAACAUUCCCGGAAUGGUGAAACAGCUUAAAGCGUCAACUGACAUUCUUGACAUACAUUGCGAUGGUCGUCUUAUUGGAUAUGCAAACAUGACUGGGCUCACCUUUUCAACAUUGCUUGGAGUACCUCCACGUUCAACCUCUGAUGGUCCGACAUGUGUUACAAGUUUAUUAUUUAAGACAGAAAGGAUUCAAUCAUCUUUGGAAUACGAAUAUCAAAAAAUCUUGGUGUUAGAAGUAGAUCCAAUGCAAUUCAAACUUACAGACAGUUGGAGCAUUACAUCUCCCGAAAAAGCUUCUGUAUUAGUUCAUGCAGACAUAUCUCUGAGGCGAAUUCAGGCAAUUGCUGCCAUAAAGACAAUACCCAUAUUUCUCCAUAUGAUUAAUAGACUUUUGGCAUUAAUUGAAGAGAAGAGGUCCUCUGCGGCCAGCGUUAUCUCAGACUCGACACAAGCUACCACCAAUCUUCUUCAUUUACCUAAUACACUAGCUCUUACACCAACGUCUAAUGAAAAUCCACAUGUGUCGGCAGGAUUCAACGAAUUUAUAGUUGGGGGACUGUCGGUUCAUCCGGUUGGAAAAAUUACAAUAAUGAUGGAAAAGGCUCAAAUUACAAUCUAUCCAAAUCAUUUUCACGACACCGAUUACGUACAAAAUAGAUUUGACGGAUUUUUGGUUGAUAUGAAAAGAUUCAUUGGGGAUGAAGAGAAAAUCCAUAGAGAGCUCGAUGUUCAACUUAAUGCGAUAGUGUUAACCAAGAAUUCAUGCAAAAAACUUGAUAUUAAAGAUGAACAAGGUUUAUCAUUUCAACAAUGGUUUGAACAUGUCGAACCUUCUUCGUCAAAGAAUAUCUUUACGCUUCCAAGCACACAUCUGAUAAUGAACACAGAACAAGGAGUGGGUAGCACUGUGGUUGACCAUAAAUUUGAAGUUGAUUUCAGAGGAAAACUGGAUGUCGCGUUGAAUUUUGGAUUAAUCAGAUACCUUCAAGAGUUGGCUGCGUUAUAUAAAGAACAGUUAAGAAAGAAUGCAAUAGGUUCUGAUGGCGAUCUCCCGAAAUCACCGGUAAUACCGAUGACAACUAAUGAAGGCUUGCCACUAGAGUCUCCGGUAGCACAAUCGUUGCUGAGUAAAGAACCAGCUGGUGGAACCACCAGUGGGGUAGAGAACGUCGAAAAAGAUGAAUCAAGUAAAGUUGAAAUAGAAUAUAACCCCAUAGUACCGGUUAAGCUAGAACCACAACUGCGUUACCUUGGAGAUGCAACACCACCAUUAGAGUGGGCAGGAGUGCAAAGGGCGAAGAUACCUGGUCUUGUUCAUAUCGGUAUUACAAUGAAUUUAGAUGAGAUCAUUAAUUAUAUUACUAGCGAAUCAUUUAAAGCCGCGAAGACAUUUUUGUGA